This is a messenger RNA of Arachis ipaensis, 1932 nucleotides long. Lineage: Eukaryota; Viridiplantae; Streptophyta; Magnoliopsida; Fabales; Fabaceae. The record is from RefSeq and is a predicted model, not a curated record.
AUGGCUGACAAGGAAAGUCCACAACUCUCACAGGAUGACCUCCUGGCUCAAAUCGCCGAGCUUCAGGCGGAAGUACAAAGAAUAGUCGAGCUGUCUACACAGAACAAUGGAGAAAGCUCCAAAGGCUCGGCUCAAGGCGCUGCAGACCCUUUAAACAUCAUCCCGCCAAAGGAGAAGCUCACCCUCGACAACCCCUUCUCAGAGGAGAUCACAAAUUACCAUAUGCCAAAAAACUUUACGCUGCUCACCGCACUGGAGCCCUACAAGGGGUUCGACAACCCCCGAGCCCACGUGAAGAAGUUCCAAUCAAUGAUGUUCUUCAACGGCCCUAACAAUGAGCCCGUUCUCUGCCGAGCAUUCCCCACCUACCUCGAUGGUGCUGCGUUACUCUGGUUUUCUAAACUUUCUGCAGGUUCAAUUUCCUCCUUUGAGGAUCUCGCCAGAUCAUUCAUUGAUUAUUUUGCUGCAUCAAGAGUCUAUGUACAUGGAUCGGACUAUCUCGGCACUAUCAAACAGGGUCAGCACGAGAGCCUGAAGGACUACAUGACCAGAUUCGCUGACGCCACUAUGGAGAUCCAGGACUUAGACCCGGCCGUUCACCUGCACGCUCUCAAGGCCGGCCUCAGGCCCGGCAAAUUCCGGGAGACCAUUGCCAUAACAAAGCCAAAGACGCUAGAGGAAUUUCGAGAAAGGGCGGCAGGCCAAAUGGAGAUCGAAGAACUCCGAGAAGCCCAAAAAUUGGACAAACAACCACAUCAAAGAGACGAAGAAAGAACUUUCAUAUCGCCAGGCAGCAGAGACACUAAGAAACUCUCCAAGUCCAUGUCGAAAUACAACACAUACACCAGAUUCAAUACAAGAAGAGAAAACAUCAUCAAAGAAAUCCUCAACGCCAAAAUCAUAAAGCCACCAGCUCGAGCAGGGAACUACCAGGACCAAAAGUUCGUAGAUAGGACAAAGCAUUGUGCCUUCCACCGAAAGUUCGGUUACACCAUGAACGACUGCAUCGUCGCGAAGGACCUCCUGGAAAGGCUGGCACGCCAAGGGCUCUUGGACCAAUAUGUCGAGAGCCGGAAGGGCAGAAGAGGAAACUCGGACAGGGUUGAGAACAAGCAAGCAGUGGCCGAUGACAACAAAAAAGAGAGGACGACUCCUGAUCCACCAAGAGGAGUCAUUAGCCACAUAUCAGAGGCAUUCGCAGGUGGAUGUGAAACAAGCUCGGCCAAGAAGCGAAGCUACAGGACGAUGCUAGCAAUCAAAGGAACCAUACAACCAAAGAAGGACAAAGAUCCAGACGUCACAAUAUCCUUCAACCAAGCAGACUUCAGAUCGGCAAGCCCUAACCUCGACGACCCCGUGGUAAUCUCCAUCCAGGUCGAAGAACUGUUGGUAAGAAAAACGUUGUUGGACCCAGGUAGUAGCACUGAUGUUUUAUUUUAUUCUACCUUUAUAAAAAUGAAAUUAUCAGAAAAACUGAUACAACCCUCCUCGGGAGAGCUAAUUGGGUUCUCUGGAGAGAGAGUCCCCAUAAUGGGACACAUAUGGCUAAAGACCACAAUGGGAGAAAUCCCUAUGUCAAAAUCAAUUGAUAUUCAAUACCUAAUAGUAAACUGUUACAGCCCUUACAAUAUUAUAAUUGGGAGACCCGCCCUGAAUAUAUUCAGAGCAGUGGUGUCCACAUUACACCUGUGUGUCAAGUUUCCAGUGCAGGAAAACAAGAUAGCUACGCUGUACGCCGAUCAUCAAGAAGCUCGGCAGUGCUACAACGCUAGUCUAAAACUAGUCCAAACAAAACAAGAAGCUCAGCCUCAGGUUCAAGCAAUCCACACUUCUACCGACACAGCAACACUAGCUGACCUAGACCCAAGGGAAGAUUUUGGCGAAAGACCGGCCAAUGGACAACCUUCAACAAAUAACACUAACAGCAGAUGA